Messenger RNA from Neomonachus schauinslandi (Hawaiian monk seal), 309 nucleotides. RefSeq names its product translation machinery-associated protein 7-like. The coding region runs from base 1 to 309 and encodes 102 amino acids. The record is from RefSeq and is a predicted model, not a curated record. Lineage: Eukaryota; Metazoa; Chordata; Mammalia; Carnivora; Phocidae. The transcript has 2 exons.
AUGUACCUUAAAACUUCAGGGGACGUUAAAGACCAUCUGGUAGCAAUAGUAACAGGAGCUGAUCUUGAGUGCUCAACUGUAAGUGGAGGAGUAGGGGGGGAAGGGUUAGCAGGUGCCACAUCUGGCCACGAAAGUGGCAAAAAGCUGCUGGAACAGCCCAAGAAGCAGGCCAAUGGGAUGGAUGAUGAAGAUAAGUCAUUCAAACAGAAACUGAAAGAGGAGCAAAAGAAACUUGAGAAGCUAAAAGUGAAGGCCACAGGGAAGGGUCCCCUGGCCACUGGUGGAAUUAAGAAAUCUGGCAGAAAGUAA